AGUACAGUUCCCCAGUUCCCCCAACUGACUACCCAGCGGCUGGGCCAGACACCAUUCCUGUCCAAGUUCAGCCAAGAUAUAUUCAGCCUGGGGCAGUUACCGAGGUCCAGUGGAUGCAAGCCCCAGCACGCCCACUGAACUGCCCAGCUGGAUUGGAGUAUUUGAUGCAGAUUGAUCAGGUACUGGUUCAUCAAGAAGUUAGCAUCGUGGAAGCCUUAACGGAUUUUCAAAGUAAAAACAGAUAUGAAAUCAAGAACCGCCUUGGUCAGAAGGUUUUCCUGGCAGUGGAAGACUCUGAGUGUUGUAGCCGAAAUUGCUGGGAUGCGCUUCGACCUUUCACAAUGAGGAUUCUUGAUCAUAUGGGCCAGGAAGUGAUAACCAUGGAGAGACCCCUGAAAUGUACCUGUUGUUGCAGCCCCUGCUGCCUGCAGAAGAUACAAAUCCAAGCUCCGCGUGGUGUACCAAUUGGUUAUGUCGCUCAGAUCUGGCACCCGUUUCUGCCCAAGUUUAAAAUUCAAAAUGAGAAGAAAGAGGAUGUGCUGAAAAUUUGUGGUCCGUUUUUUGUGUGCAACUGUGGUGGAGAUGUUGAUUUUCACAUUAAAAGUCUUGAUGAAGCAAGUGUGAUUGGCAGGAUUUCCAAGCAGUGGAGUGGGUGCAUGAAGGAAAUGCUAACCGACGCCGACAGCUAUGAGAUCCACUUCCCUUUGGACCUUGAUGUGAAGCUGAAAGCUGUGCUGCUCGGCGCCUGCCUCCUCGUCGAUUUCAUGUUUUUCGAAAACUGUGCCGGCCUGGAGCCAAUAAUAGGAGUAUGGUAGCAGCAGAAUGGAGGUCU
Ochotona princeps (American pika) is the source of this 832-nucleotide messenger RNA. Its product is annotated as phospholipid scramblase 1-like. Gene Ontology annotation, biological process: plasma membrane phospholipid scrambling. Gene Ontology annotation, molecular function: phospholipid scramblase activity. The record is from RefSeq and is a predicted model, not a curated record. Gene Ontology annotation, cellular component: plasma membrane. Bases 114 to 815 code for a protein of 233 amino acids. The transcript is spliced from 6 exons. NCBI's taxonomy places the organism in Eukaryota, Metazoa, Chordata, Mammalia, Lagomorpha, Ochotonidae.